Molecule: messenger RNA, 1162 nt
Organism: Suricata suricatta (meerkat)
Lineage: Eukaryota; Metazoa; Chordata; Mammalia; Carnivora; Herpestidae
Gene: TACSTD2
Product: tumor associated calcium signal transducer 2
Exons: 1
Coding region: 186-1151 (321 amino acids)
Biological process (GO): positive regulation of stem cell differentiation
Cellular component (GO): nucleus; membrane
Source: RefSeq, a predicted model, not a curated record
UGUCACCCAAAUACCAGAGGGUGAGUUGGCCGAACCAGCCGGGCAGGUCGGGCGGAGUAUAAGAGCGGGAGGGAGCGGCCCUCGGCAGAUGCCCGGAGACUGUCCCAGCGCAGAGCCAGAGCCCCGCACGCAGAGUCCCCAGCGCCUGAUCCGCCCGCGUCCCGUCUGCGCUCCGCGUCCCCACCAUGGCCCGGAAGCCGGGCCUCGCGCUGCCAUCGCCCCCGCUGCUGCUGCUGCUCCUGGCGGCGGCGACCGGCCCUGUGGCCGCGCAGGACAACUGCACGUGCCCCACCAAUAAGAUGACCCUGUGCCGCGCGGACGGCCCCGGCGGCCGCUGCCAGUGCCGCGCGCUGGGCUCGGGCUUUCCGGUGGACUGCUCCACGCUGACCUCCAAGUGCCUGCUGCUCAAGGCGCGCAUGAGCGCCCCCAAGAGCGGCCGCGCGCUCGUGCGGCCCAGCGAGCACGCGCUCUUGGACAACGACGGCCUGUACGACCCCGACUGCGACCACGAGGGCCGCUUUAAGGCCCGCCAGUGCAACCAGACGUCGGUGUGCUGGUGCGUGAACUCCGUGGGCGUGCGCCGCACAGACAAGGGCGACCUGAGCCUGCGCUGCGACGAGCUGGUGCGCACCCACCACAUCCUCAUCGAUUUGCGCCACCGCCCGGCCGCCCGCGCCUUCAACCACUCGGACCUGGACGCCGAGCUGCGGCGGCUCUUCCGCGAGCGCUACCGGCUGCACCCCAGGUUCGUGGCGGCCGUGCACUACGAACGGCCCACCAUCCAGAUCGAGCUGCGGCAGAACACGUCGGAGAAGGCACCUGGAGACGUGGACAUCGGCGACGCCGCCUACUACUUCGAAAGGGACGUCAAGGGCGAGUCGCUGUUCCCGGGCCGCGGCGGCCUCGACGUGCGCGUGCGCGGCGAGCCCCUCCUGGUGGAGCGGACGCUCAUCUACUACCUGGACGAGAAGCCCCCCGAGUUCUCCAUGAAGCGUCUCACGGCCGGCCUCAUCGCCGUCAUCGUGGUGGUCGUGGUGGCCCUCGUCGCCGGCGUGGCUGUCCUGGUGAUCAGCAACCGGAGGAAGUCGGGGAAGUACAGGAAAGUGGAGGUCAAGGAACUGGGGGAGUUGAGAAAGGAACCGAGCUUGUAGGUACCGGCGGA